UGUUAAUUUCCAUUGCAACAUUUCUCGUAGCAGCAGUUCGUGGUCGUGCAUUUUAGGGUUAAAUAUAAAGUUUACAUUUGAUGAUCGCAUUGUAAAACACCUUUAACAUUUCUACAAGGACAUGUUUGUCUAGGUGUCCACUGUCCGAAGUCCGACUGUCAGAAAGAUGCUUCAAAAGCUUGUUUUGUUCCGGUUUCUCCGACCUGCUGCUAUACGCUCUGCAGCUCUACGUUGUGCCUCAUCGGCGACCGUGGACGUCAAAGUCCCGCUGAACUUCUGGUGCGGAGACAGAGUAAAGAUCAAGGAUGUGUCAACCACUGAGCCUGUUUACGAACCUGCAACUGGUCGGGUCCUGUGUGAGCUAGAGCUCUGUGGGUCUGUGGAGGUGAACCAGGCAGUGCAGGCAGCCCAGUCUGCCUACCAGGCCUGGAGCCGGAUGUCAGGGAUGGAGAGGGCACACAUCAUGAUAGAAGCUGCCCGUAUCAUUGAGAACAGGAGAGAGGACAUUGCGGAGAUCGAGGUGGUGAACAACGGGAAGUCCAUCACAGAAGCCCGAAUGGACGUGGACUCUGCCAGACUGUGUAUAGAGUAUUACGCUGGAGUGGCCAGCACUCUGGCAGGCCAGCAUAUCCAGCUACCCGGAGGCUCCUUUGCCUACACACGGCGGGAGCCUCUAGGCGUCUGUGUGGGGAUCGGUGCAUGGAACUACCCCUUUCAGAUAGCAGCCUGGAAGUCGGCCCCAGCCCUGGCCUGUGGCAACUCCAUGGUGUUCAAGCCUUCACCUGUGACUCCAGUGACGGCGGUGAUGCUGGCGGAGAUUUAUGCCAAGGCCGGGGCCCCAGAAGGGCUGUUCAACAUAGUUCAGGGUGGGCAGGAGACAGGCAACCUGCUCUGCCACCACCCGGACGUGGCUAAGGUCUCCUUCACCGGCAGUGUGCCCACAGGCAAGAAGAUUAUGGAGAUGUGCUCCAAGGGGGUAAAGCAAGUGACUCUGGAACUUGGUGGGAAGUCUCCUCUGCUCAUCUUUGAGGACAGUGACCUGGGGAAUGCAGUGAAGGGGGCUCUCAUGGCCAACUUCCUAUCCCAGGGCCAGGUUUGCAGCAAUGGGACCCGGGUGUUUGUUCAGAGGCAGAUGUUGCCUGAGUUCCUGGAGGAGGUUGUGAGGAGGACCAAGGACAUUGAGAUAGGGGACCCACUACUGGAGAGCACUCGUAUGGGAGCACUGGUCAGCCGGCCACACCUUGACAGAGUCCUGGGAUACGUCGAACAGGCCAGGAAAGAGGGUGCCAAGGUGUUGUGUGGAGGGGAACCCUUCGUUCCUUUAGAUCCCAAACUCAGAGGUGGAUACUACAUGACACCAUGUGUAUUGGGCGACUGCACGGACGACAUGACAUGUGUGAAGGAGGAGAUCUUUGGGCCUGUGAUGUCUGUGUUGUCCUUUGAAACAGAGGAGGAAGCUUUGCUGAGGGCCAACAACUCCGCCCUGGGCCUGGCUGCGGGGGUCUUCACCAGUGACGUCAAGCGAGCACACCGUGUAGUGGAACACCUGAAGGCUGGAUCCUGCUUCAUCAACAACUAUAACAUCACCCCUGUGGAGGUGCCCUUCGGAGGGUUCAAGAUGUCAGGCAUCGGGAGAGAGAACGGUCAGGUGACUGUAGAGCACUACACACAAAUGAAGACUGUGUUUGUGGAGAUGGGGGACGUUGACAGUCUCUUUUAAACGUCAAGCCAGACCAAUGGAGUCAUGCAACUCAGAGAUGUUCUGGGGGAUGAAAUACCAGCAUCCUGAGAUAGAAAAAGGUCUCAGGACACUUUUUCUGUCUCAGAAAAAGGUCUCUGGUACGUAGAUAGUUGAAUGAAGGAUAUACAGUAAUAUUGCCAUCCAUCUCUGAUAGAGUUUAGCUUAGUUAGUUAUUCUCCAUUUUAAAAAAAAUAGUGUGAUAAGAUCUCCGUUCUGAGCCAAAUGGAUAAAUCGAAAGCCGUGCCUUGAUAUUUUGUAACAAAAUAUUUAUUAAAUUGAUUCUCAUAACUAUGGAUGCCUAACAUUAAAAAGUACUUGACAUCA
Messenger RNA from Oncorhynchus nerka (sockeye salmon), 2065 nucleotides. RefSeq names its product aldehyde dehydrogenase 9 family, member A1b (gene aldh9a1b). NCBI's taxonomy places the organism in Eukaryota, Metazoa, Chordata, Actinopteri, Salmoniformes, Salmonidae. Gene Ontology annotation, molecular function: 4-trimethylammoniobutyraldehyde dehydrogenase (NAD+) activity; aminobutyraldehyde dehydrogenase (NAD+) activity. The record is from RefSeq and is a predicted model, not a curated record. The transcript is spliced from 12 exons. Bases 167 to 1720 code for a protein of 517 amino acids.